Alternaria burnsii is the source of this 1422-nucleotide messenger RNA. RefSeq names its product glycosyltransferase family 31 protein. The transcript has a single exon. The record is from RefSeq and is a predicted model, not a curated record. Lineage: Eukaryota; Fungi; Ascomycota; Dothideomycetes; Pleosporales; Pleosporaceae. Gene Ontology annotation, molecular function: glycosyltransferase activity. Gene Ontology annotation, cellular component: membrane. Bases 1 to 1422 code for a protein of 473 amino acids.
AUGUCGUCUUCUUAUCGGAAGCACAUGCCGCGUCCGGCACGCCUCCUCUUCAGCGUCCUGCUCAUAUACGGCUUCUUCUGGAUCAAGGGAUGGCCUCGCACAUACGACGACGAAGAACUCCCUCCGAGCAAGCGGCCGCAGCAAGAAUCGAAUCUCGGCCCAUAUCUAGUCGACCAUGACCAGCUCGUCGUCGCCGUUACCACGACCGCGAACAACGUGUACAGCAAAGUCGCACCCCUCAUCCUCAACACUGACGAGCGAGACCAUGGCACGUUCCUGCUCUUCUCAGACCUACAAACGGAGAUUGGGAGGUGGCCGGUAUUCGACGUCAUCUGGCGGUACGGAUCCGAAUUCAUAAAGAAGACGGAGCAGCUGGAGAGAUACCGUGCUCAGGUCGACUUCGCGCGGAGGAGCAUACCCCUGACCAACUUGAAGAAGCCGGACCCGGAGGAAGAAAGGAGAGACAUGGAAAUACUGCACAAGUACAAGAUCCUGGAGACUAUGGCAUCCGCGUGGGAGUACCGACCAGACCGCAGCUGGUACGUCUUCGCUGGCGACGAGACAUACGUCAACAGACCAAACCUGCUCGACUGGCUGAGCCAACACGACCCAGAUGCAAUGCAUUUCUUCGGAAACCCGCCAGCGCCUGCAACGGCGCUUGUUCCCGACCCUUUCGCUGCCGGCGGCACAUCCUUUAUUCUCUCGCGGCAGGUCAUGCUGGAGUUAUUCAAGAACCGCAAAGAUUUCAUCCAAAUGCGGCGGGAGCACAUCUCAGAACAUACAACAGCAUUCGAUCUCGUUUCCAGCGCUCUGCAGGCCGAACUCAAGCUUGAGUUUACUGUUGUUUGGCCAGGUAUCUCUGGCUUCGAUCCGAGCACCGUGCCAUUCUCGCCUGCUAUAUGGUGCGAGCCCGUCUUGAUGAUGCACCACAUCACCCCAGACCUCGGCAUCGAUCUGCUCAGACUUGAGAAGGACCGACCUUCUGACCAACCCACCCUACGCUUCGCUGACCUUUGGUACCGCUUCAUGACCCCAGAGGACCUGAACUACACGCGUGAUGACUGGGACAACCUAUCCUCCGAAUCGUCCAACGGACGGUGGAACAUACUUUUUGAAGGCCAACAACCCGAUGCCGACCGGGCUCAGAAUGGGGAAGAGUCGCCAGAAGCAUGCCAGGCGUCCUGCGACAACAGCAAAUACUGCGUCCAGUGGUCCUACUCGUCGAUACUCCAGUAUAACUGGAACGACAAUCCACCGACCAAGUGCCAUCUUAGCAGCAGUAUACGCUUCGGAACGCACAAAGGUCCACAGAAGCUGAAUAUCGACGGGGAAAUCAGCACGCUCACUUGGAAGAGUGGAUGGAAAAAGGACAAAUUCAAGAAAUGGGCGAAGCAGCAACGGUGUAAGGAGCAGCAUCAGUAG